Alnus glutinosa is the source of this 2927-nucleotide messenger RNA. RefSeq names its product HIPL1 protein-like. The coding region runs from base 67 to 2148 and encodes 693 amino acids. Lineage: Eukaryota; Viridiplantae; Streptophyta; Magnoliopsida; Fagales; Betulaceae. The transcript is spliced from 8 exons. The record is from RefSeq and is a predicted model, not a curated record.
UGUUCUCUGCUUCUUGUUUCUUGUUUCUUGUUCUUUGUAUUUUUUUUUUUUUUUGGUCUUUGGAGGAUGAAAGAUUGUGUUGCUCUCCUCCUUUUGAUUUAUCACUUCCUUCUACUUCAUUACCCUUCAUCUUCACUUCCUUUAUGCACCGAUUUAAGGGCACCUCUCAUUCGAAAGACACCUCUGGUCUUUUGUCCUUACAAUGGAAGUGUGUGCUGCGACUCAUCCAAAGACCUGCAGCUGCAGAAGCAAUUUCAUGCAAUGGAUAUAUCUCAUCCUGGCUGUGCUGCUCUUAUGAAAUCAAUACUCUGUGCAACGUGUGAUCAGUUCUCAGCUCAGCUAUUUAAGGUUGAGUCGGGACCUCGAGCAGUUCCUGUUCUUUGCAACUCCCCUCUAUUGGCGAACUCAUCACUGUCAAACAAGGCAGCAAGUGGCUAUUGCUCAACUGUCUGGGAUGCAUGCCAAAAUGUAUCUAUAUUGAAAUCCCCUUUUGCCCCUUCACUACAAGGUGGAGGUGGGGUACCUGCAGUCGAUUCUAGUUCUUCCAAGCUAAACGAACUCUGGCAGUCAAAAAGUGUUUUCUGUGAUACAUUUGGUGGUUCUGAUCGUUAUGGAUCAAUAUGUUUCGAUGGUGAACCAGUUUCACUUCAAAAGACUGAAACUGAACUGCUUCCGCCAAAGGGCAUGUGCCUCGAGAAAAUUGGCAAUGGGUCUUAUCUCAACAUGGUUGCACAUCCUGAUGGGUCUAACCGGGCUUUCUUCUCUGAAAAAUCAGGCAAAAUUUGGUUGGCCACCAUUCCAGAUCAGCAAAGUUCAGGAGGUUCUUUGGAACUUGAUGGGUCCAGUCCAUUUUUAGAUUUGACCGAUAGAGUCUUCUCUGACAGUAGCUUUGGGAUGAUGGGCAUGGCUUUUCAUCCCAACUUCGCCAAUAAUGGUCGUUUUUUUGCUUCCUUCAACUGUGAUAAGGUCAAGACCCCAGGAUGUUCUGGAAGGUGUGCUUGUAAUACAGAUGUAAACUGUGAUCCUUCAAAGGUAGGUCCUUUUAAUGCUGCUCAGGCGCCGUGCCGGUAUCAUAAAGUUAUUGCAGAGUUCACUGCUAAUGGGAGCUCCUCAGAACCUUCCUCGGGACACAGUGCCAGCCCAUUGGAGGUGAGAAGGAUUUUUACACUAGGCCUUCCAUUCGCCUUCAAUCACGCCGGCCAGAUUCUAUUUGGACCUGCAGAUGGAUAUUUAUAUGUUAUGAUGGGAGAUGGAGGAAGAGGAGGUGACCCUUUUAAUUUUUCCCAGAACAAGCAAUCCUUGCUUGGAAAGAUUCUAAGGCUUGACAUUGAUAACUUACCAAGGGCAGAUGAAAUAGGUGGCCUCAAUCUGUGGGGAAACUAUUCUGUUCCUCGAGACAAUCCUUCUUCUGAAGAGAAGGACUUGCAGCCUGAAAUCUGGGCUCUAGGGUUAAGAAAUCCUUGGCGCUGUAGCUUUGACUCACAAAGACCUCUGUACUUCAUCUGUUCAGAUACUGGACAGGAUCAUUAUGAAGAGGUAGAUAUAAUCACCAAGGGUGGGAACUACGGGUGGAGUGUUUAUGAAGGCCCCUUUCUCUACAACCCUGAGCAGUCUUCUGGAGGAAGUGCUCCUGCUAAUUCUGUCCAACCAAUCUUUCCUGUGUUGGGUUACAACCACUCAGAUAUAAACAAGAAGGAAGGGUCUGCAGCAAUAUCUGGCGGGUAUUUUUAUCGUUCCUCGAUUGAUCCAUGCAUGUUUGGAAGUUACCUGUAUGCAGAUUUGUACGGCAGUGCUCUUUGGGCAGCUGCUGAAAUCCCUGAAGAGAGUGGAAAUUUCACUACCACUAGGAUUCCUUUCAGUUGUGCUCCUGACUCUCCAAUCCAUUGCAACUCCAUAGCAGGAACUUCUCUACCAGAUUUGGGUUACGUAUACUCGUUUGGGGAGGAUAACAGGAAAGAUAUUUUCAUUUUAGCCAGCAGUGGUGUGUACAGGGUAGUUCGUCCAAGUCGCUGCAACUACACUUGCUCGAAGGAAAAUGUCACUGCUGUUAUCUUACCGAGUCCUCCUGCUCCUUCGGGUGGAAACCAGUUGACUAACUCGCAAUGGGUGCUCUUUCUUUCUCUCUCUUUUCUAGGCAUUAUGUUGUAAUCUGAAAAUUAUUUGAGAGUGCAUGGAUGGAGAUAUGGAGAACUUGUCCAGCAACCGAAGGGUGUCUCUGACAAUAGGAUCAAUCUUCCAUUCGCACAAGUGCCAUUGGUUUAAGAGAGCCGAGAUUACAAACAAUGAAUCUUCUUCCACUAUUAUGUGUUUUAGAUCCAAUUCUGAGGCUUUCUUUCGAGUUACAAGGGCAGCCUUUACUUCACCUACUAAAGGGUUGCCUGAGGAGAUUUUCUCUGUCCUAGCAAAACAAAAGUUCCCACUAAAGGAUCAACCAAUGGCAACACAAAUAUGAAAAGAAUCAAAAUUUAAUUUAAUAAAAUCCAAGGGAGAAAGUUUCUAGGGUUCUUGUUUUAUGUUUCAUUAGUCAUGAAUUGCCAAGCAUUCAGGUGAUCUCUUGUCACAGGUCUAUUAUGUGAAGUAACGUAACAAUUUCGAGCAAGCAAAGUGGAGUGUAGUCCAGUUGAAUUCUUCUAGAAGGGAUUAAACGGUGUGUUUUGUGAGCCAACUAGAGCUUUGUCAUUUUAUUCAUUUACUAUGUCGUUUUAAGCUUUUCUUAGGGAGUGUCGUUUUAGUCUAUGGGGCAUGGGCCUGCAUUUUGUAAGAGGAUAUAUAAGUCUCAGUGGGAGAUUAGGAGAGUAUGGAUUGAAUUGUUAGCUUGUUCAUUUGUGAACGAUGGAGGCCCUUGGCUCCUUGAAUUGCCAAGAACUUGGAGAUUAGCCAAUCUCGAAUUGGCCCUAUCGAAUACAAUUCUCUAUUUCUAUUCUCUC